Dunckerocampus dactyliophorus (ringed pipefish) is the source of this 4010-nucleotide messenger RNA. Its product is annotated as zinc finger protein 570-like. The coding region runs from base 1 to 1074 and encodes 357 amino acids. Gene Ontology annotation, biological process: regulation of DNA-templated transcription. The transcript is spliced from 2 exons. The record is from RefSeq and is a predicted model, not a curated record. Gene Ontology annotation, molecular function: RNA polymerase II cis-regulatory region sequence-specific DNA binding; DNA-binding transcription factor activity, RNA polymerase II-specific. Lineage: Eukaryota; Metazoa; Chordata; Actinopteri; Syngnathiformes; Syngnathidae.
AUGUGUAAAGUACAGAUGCUGAGAGCGUUGGUGAAGCAGCGACUAACUGCGGCUGUUGAAGAAAUAUUUGUAGUGUUGGAAAGAACGAUAACAGAGUACGAGGAGGAACUUUCCCGAACAAAGGAGGAGAACGAGCGACAACGUCAACUACUGGACGCUGUUUGCAAGAAGCAUAAAGUCGUGUUACACAGAGCAGACGUCAGCGAGGAAGAUCUUCACCCUGAGCAGCAGGAGUGGAACUCCAGCGUGGAGCAGGAGGCGCCACAGCCCCCCCACAUUAAAGUGAAAGAGGAGGGAGAGCAUCUUGAAGGAUUGGAGGAGUUCCCAGUGAUUGGUGUUCCUGUGAAGAAUGAAGAUGGUGAAGACAAAGUUGAAAGGGAGGAGAAGAAAGAGGUGGAGCCUUCAAGCAGCAGCUCAACUCAACACAUGACAACAGAAGCUGAUGGAGACCACUGUGGAGGAUCACAAGCAGACAACCUCUUAGCUCCACUAUCAGAUAGUGGCAACACAACGUCACACUCUCCUGGCCCUGAUGAUGAAGACUCUAAAGCUGUUUUGACAUGUCACACAGGAGAGAAACCAUUCAUCUGCUUAAUUUGUGGUAAAAAAUUUUGUCAUCGGGACAAUCUGAAAAGGCAUGCAAGAAUACACACUGGAGAACGAGCCUACUCCUGCUCAAUCUGCCACGCAAUUUUUAGUGUUCGCUCAGGGUUGAUGCAACACCUGAGAACACACACCGGUGAAAGACCUUUCCCGUGUUCAGUUUGCGGCGAAAGAUUCUCUCACAGGGGACAUUUGAAGAGACACGAAAGAACACACACUGGCGAGAAACCUUUUCCAUGUUCCCUUUGUGGUCUGAAAUUCUCUCGAAAUACCCAUUUAAUGACACACAUGAGGACUCACACGGGUGAGAAACCAUUUUCCUGCUCCUUUUGCGGCAAAAGAUUCUCACUCAAGGGGAAUUUGACGUCGCACGAAAGGAGACACACCGGCGAGAAAGUGUUCAGUUGCAGUCUGUGUGAUGAAAGGUUCUCUUACAAGUACCAGGUUAGCAAUCACAAGUGUGCUGGUUAGAUCAGCAGCCGUAGAAAACACAUAAGUGGCUUUAUUUGACAUUUGAUCAGUUCUGUUCAUAGAGAUGGAAGGCUGAGGAGUAGCGUUAAAGCACAGAUGAGACACGCACAACACAAAUCCUGGCAAUGACUCAUUAGAUCCAGUGUUUCCUUGUAAGUUGAAAUUCGUCAUAAAUAGAUUUGGCGCUAUCUGUUAGUGUAGUGCACCCUGCGAUUGACUGGCGACUGGUCCAGGGUGUAUCCCGCCUCUCACCUGAAGUCAGCUGGGAUAGGCUGGAGCAUACCCGCGAUUCUAGUGAGGAUGAGCGGCAUAGAAGACGAAUGAAUGAAUGAAUGAAUGAAUGUUAGUGUAAUGCAGUGGUUCUCAGUUAUUUUCUGUCAUACCCCCACUGGGGGACAGAAAUGUUUUUGCGCCCCCACCCGAUUCGAAAUACCAUCGAGAAACUGAUAAUAUUUAUUUAUUUAUCUUUGCUGUACAGACGGAACUCGGAACCAGUGAAAUGCAACAAAAUGGAGAGCAGUGAAGCAUGCAAGCAUAUUCAAGAGUCAAAUUCAGACAUGUUGGCAGGUCUGCACUAAUAUUGAAAAAUUCCCCCCUGCCUCUCAUCGACCUCCCACCCCCCCACAGUUGACGGCGUCAAAAGCACUGGUGUAAUGACACUUGCUGGUCGUCUUGUUCCGCUAAUAGUUGAUGUGAUGGCUCAAUAGCGCCCCCCUCUCAGACAUGGCCAAGGUGUUACUACAGCUGCCAGUUCAUAAGCCCUCUGGUUGAGUUGAGUAGAGACGCUAAUGCGACUUACUGUGCUUUGUAGGGUGUUGAAACCAGCAGUACGGUCCUGUCCAGUGCGCAUUACAUUCCACACCAGAUGUUAACGGUGUCCGCAACGUCCAUUAAGGCUCCUGUCCCUCAUUAACACACAACAAAACACAAACCAGAGUCAAGGAGGAAUGCAAGCGGGGGUUACCCUCGCCCAUAAGCAUGAUGCACCUGGUCUGUCGGAAUAACAAGACAGAGCAGGAGUGAUCGGUGUUGUCAGCGAUGGAGUAAUCAGAUUUUGACACGAAAGCAGGAGGGGCUCCCUCACCCAUCUAAAAGCGCUCACAGGCAGCUCCGUCUUGUUUGUGACAUUUUUUUAAAAACUAGUUCAUUUGUAUUUGAUUUGCUAUGUAUAGUUUUUACUCAAUGUUUGCUUAUGUAUAUUCGCCAUUUACAGUGUGCAAAUUUGACAAUUGCAUAGUUAUGUCAUUUUCUCCAUCGCCACAAAUAGAUUGCACUCCUGUGGGAAACACUGAAAUCCUAAUGCAGGGGUGUCCAAACUUUUUCCAGCGAGGGCCACAGAAAGAAAAAUAAAAGGAUGCCACUUGGUCACUUUGAUAUUUUGUAAAGCAACUGAGAAAUUAUACUGUAUAUAUUUCAAGAAAAUGACUGCAUCUCAGCUUUGUCAUACUUGUAUAAGUGACAAAGGUGACUUCACUCUUUUUACGCAUUUUUACUGUUUUUUUGAAAUAUUUCUAAAUAUUUCAACUUUCUUCAUAAAUAAUCUUUGUAAAUUUUGUAAUGUUAGGCAAUCAAAGCUUAUUUUAUUAAUAACCAGGCAGAUUAUUCCCUUAUGAGCAAUUGUUUCCUCUUCUAAAGUGGGAGAAACUUUCAGAGCUUUGCUUCGUCACAGUGCUUGCAUAUAAUCAAGUUCAAAUACGGCAACUUCAAAAUAAAACGCACAUCUCUUACAGGAACUAAGGCAUUUUCAAAUAAUAAUUACCAUUUCUUGCCAGUUUUAAAUGCUUAACUCAAAAUAGUCACAACACGUAAUAUUAUGACUUUAUUUGCAAAAUAUUUUAGAGUUUUUCCCGGACUUAAUUUUCCAAAAAUUACAACUUAGUUUUGUGUUGUUUCUCAUGAUAUUAUGACUUUUAAAAAAUAACUAAAAUUAUAAUUAAAAAAAUAUUCCAACUCUAUGCCACUGAAAUGAUAUUUUUCCCCCUAAUAUUACAAAGUUAUUCUCAUAAAAUUGCAACUUUUUUUCUUGUUAAAAUAAGACUUUUUUUUCCUUUUGAUAUUUUGACUUUAUUUUUGUAAAAUGACAGCUGCUUUUUCUAUUUCUGCUGGGGUUUUCUUCCAACAAUUUCAACUUUAUUGUAAAUUUUCUUCUUGUAAUUAUGACUUUAUUCCCAUCAUAUUUGGACUCUACCCUCGUAACAUAACUUUUCCCGCAACCUAAUCUUCCAAAAACUACAACUUUGUUGUUUUGUUUCUCAUAACAUUACGGCUUAUUUAAAAAAAUUGACAUUUUUCAUUAAUAUUUCAACUUUAUGCUACUAAAAUUACAUUAUUAUAUACAAUGUAAUCUCAUAAAAUGAUGACAUUUUCUUGUUAGAUUAAAACUUUUUUCUCUUAAUAUUUUUACUUUAUUCUUGUAAAAUUACUGCUGAUUUUUCCAAAUUUGCUGUUGUUGGUGGGGUUUUUUUGUUUGUUUUUUUUUAGUUUUCUUAUUAAAUUCUAUUUUUAGAAUAUGUCACAGGCCAAUAAAAAAAACAUCAGAGGGCCGGGAAUGGCCCCUGGGCUACAGUGUGGACACCCCUGUCCUAAUGUGAUUUUUAAAAAAAACAAAUGACUAAAAUUGCCGAAAAGGUCCUGCCAGCAGUGGUUUUGAUGAUCCUUUGUGUUACUUGUGUAGACGUGCGUGUUUAUACGGCAUCUAUUCUACUGCAACACAACUGGGCAUUUGUAUCAGAUUGCUAUCCACAUUGGAAGAGGCCUGAUUCAAAUCUGAGCCAAAUCUAAUUCAUUACACCGGCCUUAGAAUCUUUAUGAAUACACUUCUGAUCUUGUGUGAUAUUUCUUUCUUGCACACAUAUUCUCAUAUUUGCAAUGUAAAUGAAAUGAAUGCACUUUGCUUGUACGAGGUUAAAUAAAUGUAAUAUGUUAUUGUAAAUUAA